Molecule: messenger RNA, 1500 nt
Organism: Brenthis ino (lesser marbled fritillary)
Lineage: Eukaryota; Metazoa; Arthropoda; Insecta; Lepidoptera; Nymphalidae
Source: the annotation of a GenBank genome assembly
AUGUGCACUCACAUUAUUUACUCCUUCAUUGGAGUAACGGAGAAAACCAAUGAAGUACUCGUUAUUGAUCCCGAAUUGGACGUUGAUAAGGGUGGUUUCCGUAACUUCACGUCUCUGAAGAAAUCUCAUCCAAAUGUCAAAUUCAUGGUGGCUGUGGGAGGUUGGGCUGAGGGAGGCUCAAAGUAUUCUCAUAUGGUGGCUCAAAAGUCGUCUAGAAUGGCUUUCGUGAGAAGCAUCGUUGAUUUCCUCCACAAAUACGAUUUCGAUGGUCUUGACCUUGACUGGGAGUACCCUGGAGCAGCAGAUCGCGGAGGCUCUUUCUCUGAUAAGGACAGGUUUCUAUAUUUGGUCCAGGAGUUACGUAGGGCCUUUAUUAGAGAAGAUAAAAGUUGGGAACUAACAGCAGCUGUACCUUUAGCCAAAUUUAGAUUACAGGAAGGAUACCAUGUUCCUGAGUUAUGCCAAUGUUUAGAUGCUGUUCACGUAAUGGCUUACGAUCUAAGAGGAAAUUGGGCGGGUUUCGCUGAUGUGCACUCUCCCCUGUACAAGCGCCCUCAUGACCAAUGGGCUUAUGAGAAACUUAACGUGAAUGACGGUCUCAACCUAUGGGAAGAAAUGGGAUGUCCCUCAGAUAAGCUGGUGGUAGGCGUUCCAUUCUAUGGCAGAUCUUUCACAUUAUCUGCUGGUAACAAUAACUACGGUCUUGGAACUUACAUUAACAAAGAAGCUGGUGGUGGCAGCCCUGCGCCGUAUACCAAUGCUACUGGAUUUUGGUCAUACUAUGAAAUAUGUAUGGACGUUGACGCACCAGAGUCUGGUUGGACAAAGAAAUGGGAUGAUCAUGGCAAAUGCCCGUACGCGUACAAAGGAACUCAAUGGGUCGGCUAUGAAGACUCUAAAAGUAUAGAGAUAAAAAUGAACUGGAUCAAACAGAAGGGAUACUUAGGAGCUAUGACCUGGGCUAUAGAUAUGGACGAUUUUAGAGGUGUCUGCGGUGAAACUAAUCCACUAAUGAAGUUGUUAUAUAAACACAUGAAAUCCUACAAUGUCCCACCGGCACGGACUGGAACUGCUACCCCAACUCCUGACUGGGCCAAGCCACCGUCAACUCCAGCGGAUCCUUCAGAAGGAGCCCCCAUACCAUCAACAACAACAGUUGCUCCGUCAACAACAUCAAAGAAGCCAAUAACAACAACAAAGAAACCAACAACAACAACAACGACACAAGCACCAUCUUCCAGCGAAUCUUCUAAACCUGCUGAGCCUGCUGAGCCUGCUGAACCAGAUGUAGAGGAACCACCAGCGGAAAAUGAGGUAGACAGCCCCGGAGUAUGCACUUCCGACGACGACUACGUCCCAGACAAAAAGAAUUGCGAUAAGUAUUGGCGUUGUGUGAACGGGGAGGGCAUGCAGUUCUCAUGUCAACCGGGCACCGUGUUCAACACUAAUUUGAAUGUAUGCGACUGGCCCGAUAACGCCGAUAGGGACGACUGUAUCGCA